This is a messenger RNA of Vitis riparia (riverbank grape), 2957 nucleotides long. Its product is annotated as BTB/POZ domain and ankyrin repeat-containing protein NPR1-like. Gene Ontology annotation, cellular component: nucleus. NCBI's taxonomy places the organism in Eukaryota, Viridiplantae, Streptophyta, Magnoliopsida, Vitales, Vitaceae. Bases 1040 to 2803 code for a protein of 587 amino acids. Gene Ontology annotation, biological process: regulation of jasmonic acid mediated signaling pathway; defense response to bacterium; regulation of salicylic acid mediated signaling pathway. Gene Ontology annotation, molecular function: protein binding. The transcript has 4 exons. The record is from RefSeq and is a predicted model, not a curated record.
CGCUGCGUUUUGGUCCCAUCAAGGAACCGACGAUACCCCUCCCCCAUCUAUUUCCUUUCUUUGAAAGCGCUGCUAUGAAACUUCCUUGACUUGUUUGGACGUGUCGUACCUUCUUAUCCUCUCAAAACAACGCUGCGUUUUGGAUUGUUCGAUUCAAUAGGGGCUUGGGUUUAUUGGGAUCGAAUGGGAGUGCAGAGAUUUUACUUUUUUUUUAAUGGGUGUUGUGUUGAAUCUGAUGUGCUGAGAUUAGAAUAUGAGUUGGUGGAGGUGAUUUGCGUUGCCUCUUUGGAUGAAUUUGAGGGCGCCCUUGCAGUGAAAUUAUCAUUGAAACGCUUGGAGGACGGUUUUGAAUGAUAUCCCAUAUUGAUAUGAUGUUCUUCGUAUGGCUUUUGUAAGGUUUGUGAGAUCUUUUCAGAUUUACAAGUUGAAGAAUUUUCUGGGUCUUUAAUUUUUCUGUUAUGUUGGUAUAAAAUUUUUUAUGAAAGAGAACUGUUGUGAUCAUGGAAUUAUACAGCAGAAGAGUUGGGUCAAAUAGAUUUGAGUUUGAAUUUGAAUUUGUCGGGAUAUUGUGAUGAGUAUUUGGGUAUUUGAUGUGGAAACUUUACGGGUGGAAUUCGUAAUUGGACGGCUAUUCACACGAAAUUCGGUUAUAGUGUGGCUCAAAUUCCUCCAUCUUAAUUCACUCCGGCAGUCCCAUUAGUUCUCGUUUAGAAUUUAGCAACAUUACUUCUCUUUUGGAGAAGUCGGUUUCGUGUUUUCCGAGUGUUCAAGUGGUCGCUUAUCAUUUGCAGUUGACUUGGGGUGUGACCCAAUUCUUUGAGCUUGUUAUUGUAAAUUCUGUCCAGCCUUAUAUUCCAUAUGUUAGUUUUUCCAGGCUCGUAUGCUUAGGUUUUUUCUAUGACUAGUAACUAGAACCAAAACUUCAUGGAACCAUAGUAUUCCUCAAAGUAUAAUUAGGUUCUUUGGCGUAAUUCACUUUGGGUGGUUGAUCUGUGUGUGCAUUCUAAAGUGUAUACGCCUUCAGUUCUAGAUUAGAUUGAUGGCCAAUUCAUCUGAGCCAUCAUCAUCCUUGAGCUUUACAUCAUCUUCCCAUAUAUCAAAUGCGGUCACCAGUCAUAACAUGUCUUCCUCCUCUGGCUCUGAGACAGGGCCUAGCCUCGAAAUCAUCAGCCUAAGCAAGCUCAGUUCUAACUUGGAGCAGCUAUUGGUUGAUUCAGGUUGUGAUUAUAGUGAUGCAGAGAUUAUUGUUGAGGGCAUCCCAGUUGGGGUUCAUCGCUGCAUUUUGGCUGCCAGGAGUAGGUUUUUCUAUGAUCUCUUCAAGCGAGAAAAGAGUUCUUCUGAGAAGGAUGGUAAACCAAGGUACUGCAUGAGUGACUUUUUGCCGUAUGGUAAGGUUGGAUAUGAAGCCUUCCUUAUUUUCUUGAGCUAUCUGUACACGGGAAAGCUGAAGGCUUCACCUCUGGAGGUGUCAACGUGUGUUGAUACUGGUUGUGCCCAUGAUGCGUGUAGACCCGCUAUUGAUUUUUCUGUGGAAUUGAUGUAUGCCUCUGCUAUUUUUCAGGUACCAGAGCUGGUCUCACUUUUUCAGCGGCGUCUUACCAACUUCAUCGGAAAGGCUCUUUUGGAAGAUGUUAUCCCAAUCCUUGUAGUUGCCUACCAUUGUAAAUCAAGUGUUCUUGUCAACCAAUGUGUUGACAGAGUAGCCAGAUCAGAUCUUGACAGCAUUUCUCUUGAGAAAGAUCUCCCUUAUGAGGUUGCAGAGAGCAUUAAAUUGCUCCGCCUCAAGUCUCAGCCUGAUGAUGAAUGUAACACUGUACCUGUGGACCCUGUGCAUGAAAAAAGAGUCAGGAGAAUACUUAAGGCAUUGGACUCAGAUGAUGUUGAACUCGUGAAACUUCUUCUAAGUGAGUCUGGUAUAACCUUGGAUGAAGCUUAUGCCCUCCAUUAUGCUGCAGCAUACUGUGAUCCCAAGGUUGUCUCUGAAGUGCUUAGUCUGGGUCUGGCUGAUGUCAACCGUCAUAAUCCUCGAGGUUACACUGUUCUCCAUGUGGCUGCAAUGCGUAAGGAGCCAUCAAUAAUUGUUUCACUUCUGACAAAAGGGGCUCAUGCAUCAGAAAGGACUUCAGAUGGGCAAAGUGCUGUUAGUAUCUGCCGCAGGUUAACAAGGCCGAAGGAUUAUCAUGCAAAAAUGGAACAGGGGCAGGAAACAAACAAGGACAGGAUAUGCAUUGAUGUUCUGGAGAGAGAAAUGCGGAGGAAUCCACUGGCUGGAGAUGUGUCAAUCUCUUCACCAACAAUGGCUGAUGAUCUGCACAUGAAGUUGCUGUACCUGGAAAAUAGAGUGGCAUUUGCACGAUUAUUCUUCCCUAGUGAAGCGAAGCUAGCCAUGGAGAUAGCGCAUGCUGAGACAACCUCCGAGUUUGCUGGCCUUUCUGCAUCAAAAAGAUCUAGUGGGAACCUAAGGGAGGUUGAUUUGAAUGAGACACCCAUAAUGCAGAACCAGAGGCUUCGUUCAAGGAUGAAUGCCCUUGUGAAAACAGUGGAGAUGGGUCGACGCUACUUCCCACUUUGCUCACAAGUCCUGGAUAAGUUCAUGGAGGACGACCUUCCUGAUUUGUUCUACCUUGAGAAGGGCACUCUGGAUGAACAGAGGAUUAAGAGGACGCGUUUCAUGGAGCUUAAAGAGGAUGUUCAACGAGCAUUUACGAAAGACAAGGCUGAGUUCAAUCGCUCCGGGUUAUCUUCAUCUUCAUCUUCAUCCUCCCUAAAAGACAAUUUAAGUCACAAGGCUAGAAAAUUAUGAAGUUAUGUUGCCUAUUGUAAUAAGCCUAUUGAGGUAACUCCAGUUUUGACCAAAGUUUCUGGUGAGAGCCUUCUGACCAGGACUGGCCCUUGUUUGUAAAAGCAUCCAUAAUAUACCUUUUUCCUUGUGUGAUCAACCACUAAAGCUUCUUACA